AUGACAGUCAACACGAGCGUUGAAACUCCCCCCUUUGGACCAAUCGUCAAUGGCACGCAAAUUAUUUUUUUCGAAUACCGCCCAAGUGAGCCUGCUGGUUAUGCUUUCAUGGUCCUCUUCGCUCUUGCUGUCCUCGCUCAUCUGGUCUACCUCUUCGUGCUGCGAGCAUGGUUUUGCAUCCCCAUGAUUCUCGGGGGAAUUGGAGAAUUAUUUGGCUACUACGGCCGGGCUCGUGCAUCCGACAACCCCAACUUAGUCGGCCCUUGGAUCCAGCAAAAUAUGCUAAUCUUCGUAUCGCCGCCUUUCCUCGCUGCCACCGUCUACAUGUCACUAGGUCGAAUGAUCACCGCGCUCGAUGCCAAGGAGCACUCCCUUAUUAGUCCGCGCUGGUUGACCAAGAUCUACGUCCUCGUCGAUAUCGUCUGCGUGAUUACGCAGCUUAUUGGAACCGCGCUGCCUGCCUCGGGAGAUGCCAGUGCCAUCGCACUCAGUAAGAAGAUCCUUCUGGCCGGUCUUAUUUUUCAAGUGAUCUGCCUCGCCUUUUUCGAGGUGAUUGCUUGGGUUGCUCAACGAAGAAUUAAGAACCGGGGUCCACCUAUCUCGGGAAUCGUGGGUAAAUGGCAAUAUUAUUUCCUGGCUGUGCAAGUUGCCAUUCUAGCUCUGAUUGUACGAAAUCUAUAUCGCGCUAUAGAGUUUGGGACAGGUGAAGAUGGAUACGUUUCGAAGCACGAGGUUUUCAUCUACAUCUUUGAUGCGUUUUUGAUGCUUCUCAGUCUCCAUACUAUAGGUGGCUCUCUGACGAGAAAAGACUUACCCGCGGACGGUAAUUUACUCUUUAAGACUAAGCCUCUCGAAGUCGAAAAUGCCGUAGAGACUGCCCUCAGAAAGGGCUAUCGGCAUAUUGAUUGUGCGGCAAUCUAUCGUAACGAAGUGGAAGUGGGAAAUAGGAUCAAAAAUUCCGGCGUGCCUCGAGAGGAUAUCUUCAUUACUAGCAAACUUUGGAAUACCGCUCAUUCUCCUGAGGAUGUCGAACCUGCGCUUGACCAGACACUCAAGGAUUUGGGUGUUGGGUAUCUCGAUUUGUAUCUCAUGCACUGGCCAGUUGCUUUCAAGAGCGGCGGUAAACUUUUUCCUCUCAACAGCGAAGGUAUUUUCCAGCUCAGUGACGUCGGCCCUGCCACCACUUACAAAGCUAUGGAGAAACUAGACCCUCUGGUCCACAAAGUUGCAAAGGAAGUUUCCAUGGACCCUGGUGUGCUUUUGGGUAGCUGGGCUAUUCAGCGAGGUACCCUUUCCCCGCCAAAGAGUGUAACUGCAUCUCGUAUCGCCCGUAAUCUGGAAGUCAAGUAUUUGCCUGAGUACGCUUUCGCCUAG
Talaromyces atroroseus is the source of this 1374-nucleotide messenger RNA. RefSeq lists its product as hypothetical. Gene Ontology annotation, molecular function: oxidoreductase activity. Bases 1 to 1374 code for a protein of 457 amino acids. Gene Ontology annotation, cellular component: membrane. The record is from RefSeq and is a predicted model, not a curated record. NCBI's taxonomy places the organism in Eukaryota, Fungi, Ascomycota, Eurotiomycetes, Eurotiales, Trichocomaceae. The transcript is spliced from 5 exons.